AUGAUGCAAGCGUUGCAGUACUAUGCGCCGCGAUUCCGGCACCCGGGUUUCCGUCGCCAUACGGCACCACCACAUCGGCUGACGCGCAGAGAAGAGCGACAGAAACCGCAGCCAGUCCCCGGAGAUGAAAUAUACUACCCGAGUGUCGUCGAUGUGCUGAAGGUGCGGCAUAUGCUGCGGUGGAAGAUCGGCCCGGGAGGGUUCCCCGUCGAGAUUGUCGAUAUGAUCAUCGAUGCAGCCGAGUACUGGCCAUCGGUCGAAAAGCGGAUGAAGAAACCCGUCAUCAUUCCCCAGGAUCUUGAUCGCGAGCUGGUGAGGUCGGUACCGCUGUGUUAUGAUGAAAGUACACUGGGAUCUCCAUCGAAUACCCCACGAACCCUCCCCCACCGGACGAUUCAUCCCUGCCGCAAGAUCGAGUUCCGCAUCUCCUCGCACGACCAAGGGUUUGGUGAUGGAUCGACGGGUCACGACCGGUUCGAACACUCGUGGACAUGGUUCGACGCGGAGACCGUGCAUGCCGCACACUCGCCGGAGAGGUACCAGCAGGAACCGCCGCAGCCGCAGCCGCAGCACCAUGAACAGCAACGACGACAUUUUGGGCCCGACGAUCCGCUACUCCUGCCGCGGGCAAACAAGCUACAGUCGAACGCUCGGUCGGCGGGGACGCUGCAGCACUUCACCGUGACAUGGCACUAUCUCGAUAACGUCGCGGCCGAUUCAGACGAGGCCGAGACGGUCGAGAAGCUACAGGGGCGAGGCCGGGCCACGCUCGACGGCAGGACCGUCCGCGAGCUCGAGAUCGGCGACUCGAUCGCCGUGUUUGGCCGCGCAAGGUUCCGGGCUUGGUCGAACCAUGUCGAGCGCAUGUCUGUCCCUUGUAUCAUCCAAUCUAUUCUUCGUACGAUCACGCAAUCGCCAAGCCUCGCCGACCCGCAGCUCCGACGAAAGAAUAUAAAAGCCCCUGUCCACAAGGAAGCCCUCGCCUCGAUUCCCAUCCGCAAAUUUGCCUCUACCGUGCCUAGAAGCCAUGCCCGACUGGACAAACCUACUCGCCAGGGCCAUUUGAUGGCCUCUCCUUCUCUCCCAGAAAUCAAACUGCGAGGCUCUUUGCCCAUCGGACGAGUCCAGAGCGGUAACUAUGUGGGGCCGAUCUCGGGGCUGCCGUUACGUCCUAUCGCCGAUUGA
Molecule: messenger RNA, 1185 nt
Organism: Penicilliopsis zonata CBS 506.65
Lineage: Eukaryota; Fungi; Ascomycota; Eurotiomycetes; Eurotiales; Aspergillaceae
Exons: 3
Coding region: 1-1185 (394 amino acids)
Source: RefSeq, a predicted model, not a curated record